Molecule: messenger RNA, 1244 nt
Organism: Paecilomyces variotii
Lineage: Eukaryota; Fungi; Ascomycota; Eurotiomycetes; Eurotiales; Thermoascaceae
Exons: 4
Coding region: 86-1123 (345 amino acids)
Source: RefSeq, a predicted model, not a curated record
CUCAUCCAGCCUCGCUUCGACAACUAGCUUUUCGAUCAAUUAGAACCAUCAGACCCUAUUCUCUAUCUGCAGCCAAGCCUUCACGAUGACUUUGUCUCAGCUAACACAAGAACUAAGUGAUUUAAGCGAUUCCAUCUCCUCUCUAUCAUCGGAUCCAGCCAGUGUCUGCGAAGAAGAAAAAGAAGCACGCGAGAUCCUUUCUCAGUAUUGUCUUUCUUAUGGUACAGACUGCACUGCGAAGACCAUCCAAAGCUUUAUCGAUUUCUUGCCGGCUCUUGGAAAACGGACAAUAUGUCAAUACAUCAUCGAGCAUCCUGAGAUGACUUCUCUUAAGGAGCUAUCACACCAUCUUUUUACCGCGGUUCUAGCUCCAAUGAGAGCCUGCGGAGGUCAGAACCAGACUGUAACACCCUCUCCUUUUGGACGCCCAGACGAUGUCGCCCAAGAAAUGGUAGAAUCUUCUUCUCAGAACGAUCAGCAGAACUUAAAAAAGAUCUGUCUUGAAAGAGACAAUUAUCGCUGUGUUGUUACUGAUCAUUACGCGGCAGAGUGCCGGGAUAAGUUCCCCGACAUCUCGGACGAGGAGUACGAUGAUGGCAUGUAUCCUACCAACCUAUCUCAUAUAAUACCAUUUGCCCUUGGAGUGUACGAGACCCGUGAGCAGGAAAACGAUGUCGUUAAUAUAUGGACUACGCUUUCUGCCUUGUUUCCCGACCUCGAGGACGUCAUAAAACCAGAUCUGAUCAACGAACCGACAAAUACGAUGAUUAUGAUCCCCAUUCUCAACGAGCUAUGGGGCAAACUGAAGCUGGCUUUUGAAAGCACGAAUGAAGAGCACACCUACAAGAUCAAGACGUACCCUCGUUUCCCGCGGAACGCCCUCAGAAAGCGUUCCCAUGGCCGCGCAGAAUAUGUUCGUUUUUCUAAGCCGCACGGCAAUAGGACUCAGCUGCCUAGUCGUGUUCUCCUCGAGACCCACGCGGCGAUAGCUCAAAUCUACCAUGCCUCCGGCAGGGCGGAAACAAUCGAUCACAUUCUUGAAGACCGGGAAUCCCUGCGUCAGCUCUCAGCUGACGGGAGUACGGAUAUCCAGCAGAUUUUACCGAUUCUCAUUCGCGUUUAGAUUUAAGUCACCGGGGAGAUGGCAUAUGCGAGAAAUAACCAGGCAUCUUUCCCCCCAUCCGCUCGAGGAAGCUGUCGUUGUUGUUGGCUGGUAUGGUCACUUUGCUGGAAAUAGGAAUCAU